AUGAGCAUUUCCCCUAUGAAUUCAGACAACACAACAGCAACAAAGGAGGCCGUAGCCAAGAAAGUUUCUGAAACCGACAACAAAGCGCACGAGCACGUCAAAAAGCUCAAAGAGUCGUCCCUUGGGAAAAUGGUGCCCACCCAGUACAGCAAUGUCACUUGCCAGCACAUUGCGCUAGGAUCCUUUAUUCUUAUGGCGGUGGUAAGUCUUUGCACCUACAUGUUCUGUGUGGCAAUUGAUGGAGCCGAUCCCACCUAUGGCCACAAAUUUCCCACCUGUACGACUGGAAUCAUUUUAGCGAUUGUUUUAGUGCUGGCUAGUUUACACGACGGUUAUGUCUACUUCGCCAAAAAUGGCAAAAUGCUCCUUUCCUUUUUAGGAUUCCGGGCGUUAACAAUAAUCGCAGUAAUUGUGGCGGUUUUGUUUAUUAACAGUGACAAUGCAGGAUUUACUUUCAAAGGUUUCCUUUUGGUCUUCUACGGCAUUGUUUGUCUAUUUUACACGUACAUCUUCUCUAUCUUUAUCUCUGAAGUCAAGCAUGGCGCCAGCAACUCCGACCCAAGUGAGCACCAGGCCGUUUAA
Messenger RNA from Nematocida homosporus, 582 nucleotides. RefSeq lists its product as uncharacterized. The record is from RefSeq and is a predicted model, not a curated record. The coding region runs from base 1 to 582 and encodes 193 amino acids. Lineage: Eukaryota; Fungi; Microsporidia. The transcript has a single exon.